UCAUCUUCAAUCUUCAUAUAUAUAAAUAGUAAUGUAUUAUACUGUAACUUCAAUCCCACCACCAUUCAUAUAUAGUAAUAUUAUCUAUCACACAACUUCACUUUCACUUUCCAAGUACCAUGUUUUACCCUUUGAGAGAACCUUCAUGUUGUUCCACUCCAAUCAUAAAUCACAACAAAAACAACCCUUCUUGUGUUCUUUUUACUCUUUCAUCACAAAACAACAUCUGACAUCUUUUGUCAAGAUCAACUUAGAUUUACAGCAUAGGUGCUUUAAAUUUUUCAUUGUUUUACUGUGAUUUUGGAUCCUUCUAGCUCUCCAUUCAAGCACUAGCUUAGAGUUAUCUGUGCUGUUCAAAAGGGUGAUCACACACACUACUGUCAGUGUUCUUAGCUUUCAGUUCAUGGUUUGUGAAUGCAUGGAUAAUUUGCUCUGUGAUGAGGUGUGGCUUUCAAAUUCUGAAAACACCUUUGAAGAAGAAGUUGGUGACUUUGUUUCACUCAAGAGUUAUGAAAACAAAGAGUUUGAAGAGGCUUUUGCACUGUAUCUAGAGAAGGAGGCUUCUUCUUUGCCAGAACAAGAUUAUGCAAAGUACUUGCACUCCAACAGUUUGUUUGUUUCUAGGUGUAGAGUUAUUCAAUGGCUUGUCAAGUGUGGAAGUCACUUUAAUCUUUCUUUUGGAACAGUUUUCUUGGCUGUUAAUUAUCUUGAUCGCUUUGUAUCCAUUUGUCAAAGCAAUGAUUGGAAAUACUGGAUGCUUGAAUUGCUUUCUGUUUCUUGCUUAUCAGUUGCCAUAAAGUUCAAUGAGAAGUCAGCACUUUCCAUGAAUGAAAUUCAGGUGGAGGGCUUGAAUUACUCAUUCGAAUCAAGUGUAAUUUUGAAGAUGGAGUUGAUCCUAUUGAAGGCAUUGGGGUGGCACCUUAACUCUGUGACCAGUUAUUCUUUUGUGGAAAUUGUGGAUAACGAUUUCUUGGAAUCUCAUCUUUAUCAGAAGCUUAUUUCACCUGCCACUGAACUCCUUCUCCAAGCUACUUUAGAUCAGAAAAUGCUGGAAUUCAGGCCAAGCAUUCUUGGCAUAUCUGCAUUGUGGUGCACUCUUCAACACUUAUUACCACAAACAUCAGAUACUUACAUUGCUUAUAUUAUGAGACUCUUGAACCAAAGUCAGAAGGUACGAGAUGCUGGCAGUUGCGGCUUGAGAAAAUCCUGUGAUGGUGGAGGCACGAAGUGCGACAUGGAGGUUGCGCGUGAUGACUGCCAUGGUUCUCUACAGGCGCUGCUUCACGGCGGCAUGGUGACUUUGGAUGAUUUCUGCGGCGGCGGUGGCGUUAGGGUAAGAAAAAUGCCCUGGAAAAAGGAUCAAGUGAUAGUUACCAAUACAUGGCCAACAUCUCAGCCACUUCUGCAUAUCAUAACACCACAAAACAGAGAUGUUGCUUGCUUGAGGAGCAUAUUAGCUUGCAACUGA
Molecule: messenger RNA, 1468 nt
Organism: Vigna umbellata (rice bean)
Lineage: Eukaryota; Viridiplantae; Streptophyta; Magnoliopsida; Fabales; Fabaceae
Source: RefSeq, a predicted model, not a curated record